AUGGCACCAAUGGCACUGGUCCUCAUCCUGGGUUGGUGUCUGGUGGCAGCCAGUGGGGCACAGCACCUGCCCCGACCCUCCCUGUGGCUGCACCCCAGCCAGGGGGUGUCCUUGGGAGACACUGUCACCCUGCGGUGCCACCUGCCCAGGCCAGCUGCCGUGGUCUGGCUGUACCAGGAUGGACAUUUGAGAUCCAGUAAAAACACGGACAAAGAACAGUCCAUGGUUGAGUUCUCCUUGGGUAGAAUAAAUGCAGAAGAUGCAGAGAAAUACUGGUGCCAGUACCGGGCUUUGGAGCCACCAGGGAUAUCAGAGAAGAGUGACCCUGUGGAGCUGGUGGUGACAGAUCACAGAUAUCCCCCACCCGGGAUUUCCUUGAGCCCUGACGAACACGUGGAGACGGGGACCAAUGUCACCAUCCGCUGCUGGAAGAAGGACUAUGUGGCCGCCUUCCUCCUGCACAAGGACGGGCACUCAGCCCCUAUCCAGCACCAAAACCCCAGUGGUGGGGGCACAGCCACCUUCACCCUCUAUGGGGUGACCCCAGCCGACUCUGGCACCUAUAGGUGCUCCUACCUCAUCAGAGGUUGCUGCUUUCUGUCCUCACCCCUG
Messenger RNA from Numida meleagris (helmeted guineafowl), 612 nucleotides. Its product is annotated as T-cell-interacting, activating receptor on myeloid cells protein 1-like. The record is from RefSeq and is a predicted model, not a curated record. The transcript is spliced from 4 exons. The annotation marks the transcript as partial. Lineage: Eukaryota; Metazoa; Chordata; Aves; Galliformes; Numididae.